UAACAGUAGAGUUCCUCAAACCUAAACCAUAUUUUGUUUCCGAUCCCCUUUUGAACAAGAGACAGAGGAUUCAUUCAGAGAGAGCACAGAAUGGGCAAAUCUUCCUCUAAGAAACUUAAACACUCUAAAGAAGAUCCCUCCUCCAAGUUGCGGUCAGUGAAGAAGAAGAAGAAGACGAAGAGAAGCAAAUCAAAGAAGAUUCGUCAGAUUAAAGACUCUUCUUCUUCUGAUGAGAGUGAAUCAGAUUCUUCUUUGUACUCUUCUUCUAGUUCGGAAGAUGAGUACAGGAGAGAGAAGCAUCGUAGGUCUAAACUGAGCAAGAAGAAGAAGAAGAAGAGGUCACGCAAGAGAUAUUCUAGUAGUAGCGAGAGUGAUGAUAAUGAUGAGGAAGAUGAUGAUAUUCGUGUUUUAAAGAAAAAGAAAAGGUCUAAGAGGAAGGAAGGGACCAAGAAGAAGAAGAAUAAGAGAAUUGUCUCAAGAAAGAGACGUAAGAGAGAACCAACUUCAAGCUCCACUAGUAGUGAUGAAGGUAGUGAGAGUAAUGUAAAGAGAAUGAGUAGUGAAAAAGAGUGGGAGGAAGAUGAUGAAUGCUGGCAAGUGGAAGAUGAAGUUAUGGCUGAGAAGCAGAACUCUAAAAGGCUUAAGUCGAUUGUUGUGGUACCGUAUAACUAUGAUAACGAUGAGAGAAAGGAGGACAUGAUUGUGGGUGAUGAAUCUGAUGAGAAUAUGAUUGUGGAUGAUCAGAGAGAUGGUGAAGGUGCUCGCUCUUCUCCUAUAACUGAUGGUCAUUACAACAGACGUACUGGCUAUGAUGAGUUUGAGGAACACCAUAGUUCUGAAACUAGCAAAGCUUCAGAUUCAGACAAUAGUUUGAAAGGUGAUGACCUGGAAGCUAUUCUAAAGAAAAGAGCGUUGGAGAAUUUAAAGAGGUUUCGUGGAGAGACCCAAAAGAAUGAAACUGUAAGAAAAGAUUCAGGAGGAGAAACUCUGCAACCUGAAUCUGAAAUUAUUAAAGACACAGAAGGCCGCCCUCUCAUGGAGCAGAAUCUCUGUGUUUCUGAGGGAGACAAAGAUCUUGAGACUUCAGAAAGGAUGUUACAAGUUGUUAAUGUCAAGGAAUCUGGAAUAGGGUUGGCUGAUUCUGUCUCUCAACAGGAUCAACAGUCUGGUGAAACUGCCAGGGUUAAAGCUGGUACUGGAAUUAGCUCUUGUACAACCAAACGGAGAUUGAUUAGACCGGUAUUGGGACAAGAAAGUUCAAAUCUAGCUAGCAGGAAAGAAGCCGCUGGUUGUCAAGAUGCUGUAGCAGAGAACAUCAAUGGCAAGAGUUGUCCAGAAAAUUCUUUAGCUCUGGCAACAAAGAAUGGAGGUGAAAACAUUGAACCAACAAAAGUUACCUCUACGUCUUCUUCUCAUGAUGAGACUGAGACAUUAGAUGAAAACAAAGGAGAGUCUCAGUCUGAACAGAAGACGAAUGAUGAAACAAAAGGUGACUCGCAAUACGAACAGAAAACAAUGACCGUGAUGAGGGGUGGAGAAAUGGUUCAGGUGAGUUACAAGGUCUACAUUCCUAAGAAGACUUCUUCUUUAGGAAGAAGACAAUUGAGGAGGUGA
Molecule: messenger RNA, 1614 nt
Organism: Eruca vesicaria subsp. sativa (arugula)
Lineage: Eukaryota; Viridiplantae; Streptophyta; Magnoliopsida; Brassicales; Brassicaceae
Source: the annotation of a GenBank genome assembly